UAUGGUGUGCAUUAAAGUUUGUUUGCAAAUGGCGGAUGGUAAUUUUUUUUAAUAAUUUUAAUUCAUUCUUUUUGACAUUACCCCACUUUUGUAAUGGGUAAAGAACCAACUCCUCUUGAAAAAGUAACGAAAGAUGCAGAUCUUCUUCGCAAGCAGGUUGAAAAGAUAACAAAAGAAAGUUUAAAAAAUGCUAAUAACAAGAAACUGAAGGACAGAGAAGUUAAACUAAAGGCAAACUUUCGCAGUUGCUAUGAGCUCAAACCCCAGAUCACAGAAUUGCUACAGAGGGCCGAGGAAUUGACUGAGGAGAAUGAAGGGCCCAAAGUUAAAAAUUUUGAACAGAAGAAGAAAAAAGAAACAGAUAGAAUAACAACAUGGCAGACCCAGGUUGAUGAUGCUAUGGCUAAAGUCCUCCCUGAUGAGGAAGGAACAGCAUAUUUGAAAGAGUUAAAAAAGGAAUUAGGAGAAGGUGAUGAAGAUGAGAAGGGUGAUGAUGAUGAUGAGGAGGAGGAUGAUGAGGAGGAGGAAGAAGAGGAAGAAGAAGAUGAGGAAGAUGAUGAGGAAGAUGAUGAAGAAGGUGAUGAGACUGCUGGGGAAACUUUAGAGACGCCCAAGAAAGUAUCAAAAACAGAAAAAGGUAAACCAGGUGAAGAUGAUGAUGAAGAAAUUGAAGAAGAAGUUGAUGAAGAAGAAGAAACAGAAGGAGAGGAGGAAGUUGAAGAAGAGGAAACAGAAGAGGAAGAAGAUGAGGAACAAACAACUCCUAAAAAAAUAGUUCCAAGUAAGACAGAACCAAAAACUGCCAAGAAGACUGAAGAAGAAGACGAUGAUGAUGAUGAGGAGGAGGAGGAUGAAGAUGAUGAGGAAGAAGAUGAUGAUGAAGAAGAUGAAGAUGAGGAAAGUGAUAAGGAAGAAGGAGAUCUAGAAGUUACUACUACUGGUCGAUUAUUUGAAGCCAUAUAUGACUUUUCCAGUAAAGAGAAAGGUGAUCUUAAUUUCAAAGCUGGAGAAGUACUUACUAUCAUUACUACACAAGAAGAUGGUUGGUGGGAGGCAGAAAAUGAGAAAGGGGAGAAAGGCUCUGUACCAUCUACAUAUCUCAAGAUGUACAAUAAAUACAAAGAUGUUCAACAAUCAGAUGAAGAAGAAGAAGAAGAUAAUGAAGAAGAUGAAGAUGAGGAAGAGGAAGGGGAAGAAGGCACAGAGAAAAAGAGUAAAAGUAAAAAACCUAAAAGUGGUAAACAACUGUGGGGCAGUUUAAAGAAAGCAGUAAACGAGACAAGUGUUACAGAUGUAUUACAUGCUAUGGGAGCUGUACCCUCUGGUUUCAGAGUUUCAACUUUAGGACAGAAAUUUAAUUCAGAGAGUAUAUAUCAGAUGAAGAAUUACCUCACACCAAAACUGAGCAAUUCUAAUUUCUCCUACAGAGAUCUCUUCUUUGAUCCCAGUGAAAACAAGAUUCGAGCCAAAAUUGCAAGAGAACAGAGAAUAGUAACUCUUGUAAAUUGUAGACAGAUCCCUACACCAGGGGCAGGGCUUGAGAUAAAAAGCAGACAUGUAAGAAUGUGUUUAUUUGAUGGUCAAAAUAUUUUGAGUAACAUCCAUACAGUGAAAGUCACAUCAGUGGACAGGGAACAAAGAACAUGGUCAUUCUCCACCAGGGUAAAUGACAUGAUGGACACCUACCAGCAUGGUGAAGUUUUCAUUAGAACCAGUAACAUUGUUCCUAAUAUAGGUAUACUGUUUGAAAUGUGUGCCUCAUAUGUUAGAACAAGUACAAAAGAAAAAGGAGAGUUUAGCUGUGGUUGGACACAUCUGCCAUUAGAGGACCCCACCACAGGGCAACCAGUUCAAAAUAAGACGUAUGAUCUGUAUAUGAAUGGAGGUACACCAUAUGAGAAGGGCAUUGAGGUCGAUCCCAGUAUCAGUCGCAGAACAAGCACUAAUGCUUUGAUGUCAUUUAUCUCUGGAAACAAACAGCCAAGAGUUACUGUCAAACUCUCUGUUCCUAAAAAAGAGCAAAAGGAUUUGAUUGAUACAUUGCCGGAUACAUUGAUUGGAAACUUAUCAUUGCUACAGAUGUACAGUUAUUAUAGACAAAUAUUGGCAGACACUUUACUGAGAGAUAGGCUUGAUCUGGAAUCAGCAGAGAUUAUACACAGUCCAUGGUUGGCAACCUUUCCAAUAAUAGCUGAUCAGCAUGAUAUGAUGAAAUUACUCAGGGACUCUUGGAUAGAAAAGUUGAAGGGGAUACGUAGAGCUGAUAUG
Molecule: messenger RNA, 2268 nt
Organism: Ruditapes philippinarum (Manila clam)
Lineage: Eukaryota; Metazoa; Mollusca; Bivalvia; Venerida; Veneridae
Product: nephrocystin-1-like
Biological process (GO): protein localization involved in establishment of planar polarity
Cellular component (GO): cytoplasm; cilium
Molecular function (GO): protein binding
Source: RefSeq, a predicted model, not a curated record